Neltuma alba is the source of this 1462-nucleotide messenger RNA. Its product is annotated as agmatine deiminase. Gene Ontology annotation, biological process: putrescine biosynthetic process. The record is from RefSeq and is a predicted model, not a curated record. Lineage: Eukaryota; Viridiplantae; Streptophyta; Magnoliopsida; Fabales; Fabaceae. The coding region runs from base 67 to 1176 and encodes 369 amino acids. Gene Ontology annotation, molecular function: protein-arginine deiminase activity; agmatine deiminase activity. The transcript is spliced from 10 exons.
AACUUGUCAUCCAAGAUUCUCCUCUCCUCUCCGCUCUGCUCCAACCCACAACUCAGAGUCUCGUCCAUGGAGCUCAACGGCACGCCGGCUUCUCUUGGCUUUCAUAUGCCGGCAGAGUGGGAACCCCACUCGCACUGUUGGAUUGGUUGGCCUGAACGUCCGGAUAAUUGGAGAGACAAGGCUGUUCACUCCCAGCAUGUAUUUGCCAGGGUAGCAUCUGCAAUCUCAAAGUUUGAGCCUGUGACAGUUUGUGCAAGUUCUUCCCAGUGGAAGAAUGCGCGAAGUCUGCUACCUUCAAAUAUCAGGGUCGUUGAGAUGAGCUUCAAUGAUUCUUGGUUUCGUGACACUGGGCCCACCUUUGUUGUGAGCAGAAGGUCUGAUACAGAACCGAAGGUCGCGGGAAUUGAUUGGAAUUUUAACAGCUGGGGAGGUUUAGAUGAUGGCUGUUAUCAUGACUGGAGUCUUGACCUCCUAGUUGCUAAGAAGAUUCUGGAAAUUGAGACGAUUCCUAGAUUUCCCCAAACAGUUGUGCUUGAAGGCGGAAGCAUCCAUGUGGAUGGAGAAGGGACAUGUCUUACCACCGAGGAAUGUCUCUUGAACAAAAACAGGAAUCCUGGCUUGAGUAAAAUCCAGAUAGAGGAUAAACUUAAAGCAUGUCUGGGAGUCAGAAAGAUUAUAUGGUUGCCUCGUGGACUGUAUGGGGAUGAUGACACUAAUGGUCAUAUCGACAACAUGUGCUGUUUUGCAAGGCCUGGUGUGGUUCUUCUGUCUUGGACUGAUGAUGAAACUGAUCCGCAGUAUGAAAGAUCUGCAGAGGCAUAUUCAUUGCUUUCAAGUGUAACCGAUGCCAAUGGCAGAAAACUUGAAAUAAUUAAACUCCAUAUACCUGGCCCACUCUAUAUGACCAAGGAAGAGGCUGCUGGUCUCAUUCAGGAUGGCGACGGCAAACCCAGACUUCCAGGCACAAGACUUGCUGCUUCUUAUGUAAACUUCUAUAUUGCAAACGGAGCUGUCAUUGUUCCGCAGUUUGGAGAUAAAAAAUGGGACGACGAAGCUCUGCAAGUCCUGUCCAAGGCCUUUCCUCAUCACGAAGUUGUGGGAAUUGAAGGUGCAAGGGAGAUUGUUUUGGGGGGUGGAAAUAUACACUGUAUUACUCAGCAGCAACCAGCCAUCUAGACGGCACUCUGGAAGUCAACUGAUGACAUCAGCAUCCAUUUCUAUAUUGCUAUUUUUUAGUUGAUUGUUAAAGUGGCAGGGAAAAGAAUAUGCAUGUAAUCUCAAGCAUCGUUUCCUUCCUAUUUUUAUUUCGUUUAUUUCUUCAUCUUUGUUUUUCCCCGUGACUUUUAUUUUUUACAUCGUUUCUAGAAAAUGAACAGUGAUAAGUUCAUUUUGGUUUGAUUGUCCAAGAUUACAUUGGCUAUUAAUGUGAUCAUUUGCUCAUUUGGGGAUUUAAAUUCUUGUA